This is a messenger RNA of Gloeophyllum trabeum ATCC 11539, 1505 nucleotides long. RefSeq lists its product as uncharacterized. Gene Ontology annotation, cellular component: fungal-type vacuole; cell periphery. Gene Ontology annotation, biological process: positive regulation of catalytic activity. The record is from RefSeq and is a predicted model, not a curated record. The coding region runs from base 21 to 1307 and encodes 428 amino acids. The transcript has 5 exons. Lineage: Eukaryota; Fungi; Basidiomycota; Agaricomycetes; Gloeophyllales; Gloeophyllaceae.
GCUGGCGCUCGUGUCUGUCGAUGACAACGCCGGUGGAUGGACGGCAGUCCACUGCUACGGCCUCAGUCUCGAGCCUUGCCAAGUCCCAGAGCGUCAGAAGUCAUAGAGGUCUCACCCCGUCAUCUACUAUCAAGACUGUCGUGACAGUGCCCCCAUGGGCUAGAGACGAACCGCCGUCUCCGCACGAAGAGAUAUCUCUUUCUGUACCCGGCAGUGGUGCUCAAGGCUGGACAUCCGAAUCACGACCGUCAGAUCUCGCGUCCUCUCAUUCCUCCUCUGCCGACCCCUCAAUCGCCGGACCAUCUCGCUGGUGGUCUUUUGCCCGCGCUCGUGUCCAUGACCAUGACAGAGUACAAGAGGAGGCCGAAACCUACUCUCCUAAGACAGAGAAGAGGGGCCUCAAGUUGAAAGACCGCUCAAUGUCAUGGUUGUCGCCUGGUAGCAGGCGAUCCCAGGAUGGCAACUCUCGUUCACCUCGGGAAAAGGACUUUGCGACUCCUAAAGCACCGUCGCCCAAGCCAGAGCUUCAGAUUUCACUACCCCCUCCUACCGCUCCUUUUACCCUUGCGCAGAAUCAGACACCCGGUUGGAAUACUCCCUGGAUGACCCCGCAAAUACCGGAUGGGUCGCUCGGUCCGAGUUUUUACCGGACUGGAAAUGGGCAUGGACAGGACUACAGCGACGACCACGAUGGUACUCAAGUAAAUGGUUCAGCGUGGCAGCGACGCAAGAGAAAAAUACGAAAAUUCCUACUUACCAAUGCAUAUGCUCCUCUGCUUUUCCGGUUCAUCAAUAUCACGUUCACUACUGCCGCACUUGCCGUAGCGAUACGCAUCCGUAUACUAGAAAAACGCAAUAAUAUCAUGGGCGCCGUAGGCGCAUCUCCAACGCUCGUGGUGAUCUUCGCACCACUGACUCUAGUGCAUGUUCUCGUCGCCAUCUACGCGGAAUAUUUCAGUCGCCCAUUAGGUCUCUGGCACACUUCAUCGAAGCUAGCGCACACGCUUCUGGAAGUCGUCUUCAUCUGUGCAUGGUCCGCGGCACUUGCCCUUUGUUUCGAUAAUUUCUUCACCUCCAUCAUUCCUUGCGCGUCGUGGGGGAGUGUAUCAUGGUACAACACCAUUCCCCGACCUCAGAGUCCUGUGCCCGAUCUAGGCAGAAAUGAAGGGGGUGUUGGUGACAGAAUCUGCGAUGGCCAGCUUGCCCUUAUCUGCUUGGUCGGCGUUGGUCUCAUAAUGUACUGCAUUAACCUUGUUAUCAGCCUUUACAGGAUCUUCGAGAAAGUGAAGUACCGCCCUGUUCGUUAGACCUUCCCUCCCUCACGCUCUUUCCGUGCUUUCUGACAAGAUAUUCACGCACGCUUUCUUGCAAUAUUUAUCGUCUUAGUUUCGUUUCUCACUUGCUUGGAGUUGCUGCAUCUGGAGAUAGCUUCAAGCCUUCACAUACACCAUUGUAUUACCAUUGGAUAUCCGAGCAAUAUGCAUACGUAUCUUUUAAUUAACUAC